Cydia pomonella (codling moth) is the source of this 2063-nucleotide messenger RNA. RefSeq names its product E3 ubiquitin-protein ligase MARCHF3-like. The transcript has 5 exons. NCBI's taxonomy places the organism in Eukaryota, Metazoa, Arthropoda, Insecta, Lepidoptera, Tortricidae. The coding region runs from base 778 to 1998 and encodes 406 amino acids. Gene Ontology annotation, biological process: protein ubiquitination. Gene Ontology annotation, molecular function: zinc ion binding; ubiquitin-protein transferase activity. The record is from RefSeq and is a predicted model, not a curated record.
CAGGUCCCCAGUCGCCACUCAAGAACCUUAUUGUCCCGGGAACCGUCCAUUUUACGAGCAAUGUGCCUCACUUCGGCCUCUUCGCAUGAUACUUAGUGUAGUCGGACUUUCGCCUUCGACUUGUGUCUCCGUCACUCCAAUGAAGAUGUAACGAUAGUGAUUGAGAUAGAUGAUCAUCUCAUAAUUCUCAUAUAUAUAUUCGCGGUGGACGUAGUUCGUCGAAUACAUCGACUCACCCGAACUCGUGCGAUUGGAAUGGCAAACCCGCAGACCACGGUUCAAAUUAACCAGGAACUCGCGUUAUUUAUUUGUAGCUCUCUAACAACUAUUCUAAUUGUAGCAGUUCAGUUGAGUUGAACCAAGUUGAACUUUGUUGUAAAUGGACAUUAUACUCCUCUAUAUUUUAAGCCUUUAAUACACAUUUAUUGCACCAGUGCAAUAUGGACGUUAAUGAAUUACAAUAAAUUUAAUUCAUGAGAGGGAGCAGUGAGUAAUAAAUGCUAACGUGAUUUAUCCGCAGCUAUUAAGUCCCAUUAUGCUCUAACUAGGUAAAUUACUAACACACUGCCCUACCGUGAAAAAUUAUCUAAGCUAUACAACCUAUUACAGUAUUCUGAUUAUUUUAUUCACUGGGUAAAUGAAACAUCACGUAAAAUGUCAUUUUGAAAUUGUCAUAACAAUAUAAACCAAGCUUACUUUCCAACAAAAAUCGUAAUCAUUCCUAUACUGCCAAAAAAUUGUACUUUAAGUAAAAACACAAAUGUUUCACAUGUUUUAAUGGAAAAUCAGGACGUGUCACAUUGUCCAGAGAAAGAAGAUACUGUCAAACCACAAGAAGAUGAAGCAGAAAAGAAAAUCAAACUCGUGCUCGAAGACGACGCUGGACCUUCACAAACAAACGAUCUACCUGGAGCAAUUCCUUUUAAAGCUAAUUCUCCGCUAAAGCUGUCUAAAUCCGAGCAAAGCAUUAGACAAAUACACACACACAAAGAUGUAGCAACACUAGACCUAACAUCUAUAAGCUUCGGCCCACAAGUACGCGAUAUAAACACAGCCAAUACUAAAGAACUAAACGGAGAAGAAACAAAUAAAAACGAUUCCAUGUUUAUAGACAUAAAGAAUUUUAUGGCAUCGUAUUUUAGAGUCGAUAGAGAGAACCAAGUGGCUGUAAGUGAAGUCCAAAACACAGCAUUGAGUACUGUAUCGGGUGUUCAAGAAGAUACCAAUUGUGUCACGGCCGCUCAAACUGAAGACAAGUCAUCUGUACCCGCAAAUGUGAUAGUGACCAGCCAGCCGGCACCAGAUCCAAACUUAUCGAAGUCUGGUUCGGAAAACAAGAAAAAAACUUCGGGAACUCUGUCUGAGAGGUCUGGCUUUGCAGUUGUGCAGAGGGACUCGCUGUCAAGUAUUGGAUCAAACGUUUGCAGAAUUUGUAUGACGCGAGGCAGAGAAAGAUUGAUAUCGCCGUGCAACUGCAAAGGGUCCUUGGCGAACGUGCAUUUGACUUGCCUGGAGCGAUGGCUGAACCAAGUCGGGAGAAACCAUUGUGAACUUUGUGGAUUUAGCUACCCGGCCAUCCGCACGCCGCGCUACACGGUGCUGCAAGCCCUACGCCUGUGGUUCGGCAACCCACGGAACAGGAGCCAUUUGCAGUCUGACUGCUUAAUAUUCUGGCUGCUGUCCACCGUGACCGCGGGCCUGCUCGCCGUCUGCAUCGUUGGCACGCAGUACUUCGUCAUUGAGGGCAACAAAUUUGGUAAGAUUCACGGAAUUGCCCGGAAAGAGGAAGGCAUAUCGCACCGCAUAACCGAGACCGCAAUGGACUUCUUCAUGGCGAUAGUGUUGUGCGGGUACUCCGUGACGGUGUACCUGCUGUGCAAGGACCACUACGUGCUGUGGAGCCGCUGGCGGCGCGCUAAUGUGCACGUUCGCCUGCUGCUGUCCGCCGACGCCGACCCGGUGCCCUUCGCGCCGAGGCCGUACAACAAUAUAGUGUGAGCCGGUCCGUUAGUUGUAUGGAACUUUUGUAUGCUUUAUUAGACGUAAUGUUACAUUCGACAUAA